Messenger RNA from Anastrepha obliqua, 5159 nucleotides. It is a transcript of the gene RpI1, whose product is annotated as DNA-directed RNA polymerase I subunit RPA1. Gene Ontology annotation, cellular component: RNA polymerase I complex. The record is from RefSeq and is a predicted model, not a curated record. The coding region runs from base 127 to 5085 and encodes 1652 amino acids. The transcript is spliced from 14 exons. Gene Ontology annotation, biological process: DNA-templated transcription. Lineage: Eukaryota; Metazoa; Arthropoda; Insecta; Diptera; Tephritidae. Gene Ontology annotation, molecular function: DNA binding; DNA-directed RNA polymerase activity.
ACACUAAAUCAAAGACGAUUCAUGUGCUUAGCUGUUAAAAUUGGUACCUAAACACGUUUUUUUCGCUAAAUUUUUUGGAUAAAAGUGUAGCUUAUUAAUACUAAAUUUUGUCGAAAGUAGAGAAAAAUGAGGAAGGGCAACGCGUUGGAAGUCGAUAUGCUUCCUUCGGAUCUGGAAUUUGGCGUGUUCAGCAGUGAAGAAAUUAAGCGACUAAGUGUAGUUAAAAUUAUCACUGGCCUAACAUUCGAUCCACUGGGGCAUCCUUUGCCCGGCGGUUUGUACGACAGCUUAAUGGGCACUUACGGCCGUCGAAUGGAGCCGUGUGCCACUUGCUAUAACAUACAGGAAUGCCCAGGACAUAUGGGUCAUAUUGAGCUAAAUACUUUAGUAUUUAAUCCAUUCUUCAUAAAACUUGUACAAAAAAUUUUGAGCAUUUUUUGCUUAAACUGCUUCAAAAUUCAAUUAAAAGUUCAUGUAUGUGAAGUACUCGCAUUACAAUUGCGCCUUUUAGAUGCGGGAUACAUCGCCGAAGCGCAAGAACUAGAAAUAUUUAAAUCAGAGGUAGUGUGUCAAAAUGAUGAAAAUUUGGUUAAACUGGAAAGUGGAGAAUAUGUGCACCCGCACAUAGCAGCUAUGUUUGAACUUUUGAAAAAAGGACAUUCAAAUGUAUCUAAUAACACGAAGACUUCCUGUGGAAUACGGUCAGCUAUAGUUCAUGCCGCUUUUCAACGUGUAGCUUUUAAAAAAUGUAUUCAUUGCAAGAAGCCGUUGCGUAAUAUUCGCUAUUUGUACCGAAAACUUAUUUACUACAUUACAGCGGAAGAGAUGAGGAAUUCGAUGCCGGAAGCACGCCAGUUCACUGGACAAAACAAAUCGAUUUUCGCUGAUGAGUGCCGCAAAUUUUUGCGACAAAUUUAUUUGAACUACCCAGAUUUAUUAAAACUUUUGUGUCCCAUAUUGAAGCUAAAUAAUAGUGGUAAUAGUUGCCCUGUUGAUAUAUUUUUUAUGGAUACUAUAGCAGUAGUACCACCUAAAGCCCGUCCACCCAACAUUUUACAUGACCAAAUUCUAGAGCAUCCACAAACUGCAAUUUAUAGGUCUAUAAUUGAAAACAACGCCGUGUUGCGUGUAGUUAUAAAGCAUCUAAAAGGGCUACGAGAAGAGCUACCCGAAGAGGCGCAACGUGUUUAUGAAAGUACUAAAGGGGAAUCCCCAUAUGAGAAGCUGUACAAUGCAUGGCAAACUCUACAAACAUCAGUUGAUUUAUUGUUGGAUAUAACCGCUAGUAGAGAUUCCCCAUCUUCUCAAGGCCUUAAACAAGUUUUAGAAAAAAAGGAAGGCCUAAUACGCAAGCAUAUGAUGGGUAAACGUGUAAACUAUGCAGCUAGAACUGUUAUAACACCCGACCCAAAUAUCAACGUCGAGGAAGUGGGCAUUCCAGAUAUUUUUGCACGCAAAUUAAGUUACCCCGUACCGGUAACACCUUGGAACGUCGCUGAAUUGCGUAAAAUGGUUAUGAACGGUCCUGAUAUCCACCCUGGAGCCAACUAUAUUCAAGAUGAAAAGGGUUAUACAACCCUUAUACCCGCAGAUAACGCUGCAAAACGUGAAAGCAUGGCUAAACUACUUUUUAAUUAUCCGGAAAAUGGAAUAAAAGUGGUGCAUCGUCAUGUGCUUAAUGGUGACGUACUCUUGCUCAAUCGCCAGCCGUCACUUCAUCGACCAUCAAUCAUGGCACAUAAAGCACGCAUACUGCCUGGUGAAAAGACUUUUCGUCUACAUUAUUCGAACUGCAAGGCAUACAAUGCUGAUUUCGAUGGUGACGAAAUGAAUGCUCAUCUUCCGCAAAGUGAAGUAGCGAGAGCGGAGGCGUAUAAUUUAGUAAACGUUGCAAACAAUUAUCUGGUACCUAAAGACGGUACCCCUCUGGGAGGUUUAAUUCAGGAUCACGUUAUUUCGGGUGUAAAAUUAUCCAUACGCGGACGUUUCUUUAACCGAGAAGACUAUCAACAACUUGUGUACCAAGGUCUCUCGGAUUUAAGAGACAAAAUAAAACUCCUUCGACCAACAAUUUUAAAGCCGACCAUGCUUUGGUCAGGAAAGCAGGUUCUUUCAACAAUAAUCAUCAACUUGACACCAGAAGGAUAUUCAAGAAUAAAUUUACAUACACAAGCAAAAAUUAAUUCAAAACACUGGAUUGUUUCAAUGGCUCAUGAAGCUGCAUGCGGUGCUUUAGGUGGCGGCGAGCUGUGUGAAAGCAAUGUUAUAAUCCAUAAAGGAGAGCUGCUUACUGGGGUCCUAGACAAACAGCAGUAUGGCGCAACAACUUAUGGUUUAAUUCAUUGCAUGUAUGAGUUGUAUGGCGGCCAAGUAUCAACGCGUCUGUUGACUGCAUUUACAAAAGUAUUUACAACAUUUUUGCAACGAGAAGGAUUUACGCUUGGUGUACAGGAUAUUUUAGUAACGGCUGACGCAGACGCACAGAGGCGUAAAAUUGUCAAAGAAUGUCGUAGAACUGGCGACUCAGCUGUUGCUGCUGCUUUAGAUUUGGACGAGAUACCUUCGCUUGAUGUGCUUGUUGGAAAAAUGGAAGAAGCGUACACAAAAGAUCCCAAAUUUCGUGUUAUUUUAGAUCGCAAAUACAAAUAUUUGCUGGAUCGUUAUACCAACGAUAUAAAUCGAACUUGCCUGCCAGAUGGUCUGAUUUCCAAAUUCCCACAAAACAAUUUACAAUUAAUGGUGUUAUCCGGCGCAAAAGGAUCUAUGGUAAAUACUAUGCAAAUUUCAUGUUUGUUGGGCCAAAUUGAAUUGGAAGGAAAACGUCCACCGUUAAUGAUAUCUGGCAAAUCAUUACCAAGCUUCACAGCGUUUGAGACGUCGCCAAAAUCGGGUGGUUUCAUUGAUGGCCGCUUUAUGACCGGCAUACAGCCGCAAGAUUUUUUCUUUCAUUGCAUGGCCGGACGUGAAGGACUCAUUGAUACCGCUGUUAAAACUUCACGUUCAGGUUAUUUGCAACGCUGUCUUAUAAAGCAUCUGGAGGGGCUUACAGUUGGUUAUGAUAUGACGGUACGUGAUAGCGAUAGCAGCGUUGUACAGUAUCUGUAUGGCGAAGAUGGAUUGGAUAUUCUGAAGUCAAAAUUCUUCAAUACAAAGUUUUGUAUGCAAUUUUUGGCACUUAAUUCUACAGCAAUUAUUCACCCAAACGAACUGAGAAGUAUCAAAGAUGAGCAAACACUAUUGAGAAUCUCAAGACAUGUAAAGAAGCUUCGAAAAUGGCAAAAUAAGCACAAUGGAAAGCUCGAUUCACCUGAAACAAAGAGGAUACCCUCAGCCUUUGCUAAUUUUUCAGCAAACUCUCAAGCAAAAGGGAAUUUAGAUGAAUUAAAUUCCAAGACAGGACGUAGCAUGGGAGAUGAAUAUAAACAGAAGCUUUGGAGAAAAGCUGACGCAGAGACAAAAGAAUUUUACAAAAAAUUGAGUGCGCGUUGUCCUGAUCCCACAACAUCUGUUUACAAACAGGACAACUGUUACGGUAGUACUUCUGAACGACUCGAAAAACUAGUAGAAGACUAUAUGAAAAAAUAUCCAAACAGUAAAGCUGCGAUAGAUGACAUAAUAUAUAUAAAAAAUUUGAAAGCAUUGGCCUCGCCAGGAGAACCCGUUGGAUUAUUAGCCGCACAAUCUAUUGGUGAACCUUCCACUCAGAUGACAUUGAAUACUUUUCACUUUGCCGGUCGUGGUGAAAUGAACGUCACACUAGGUAUUCCCCGCUUACGCGAAAUUUUAAUGCUAGCUUCUGCUAACAUCAAAACGCCGUCAAUGGAUAUUCCAAUAAAGAUGAAUCAGUCGAAAAAUGCCGAUAAAUUACGUAUUAAGUUGAAUCGCGUAACCCUUGCGGACAUACUACAAUUUGUUAAGGUGAAAACCAAACUGGUGCUAAAACCUGAACGUGCGCAUCAAUAUAUUUUACGAUUUCAAUUUCUUCCCCGGGAAGCCUAUCAGGACGAUUUCUGUGUACGACCGAAAAAGGUGCUGAAAUAUAUGAGCGAGAUAUUUUUCAAGGUACUGUUUCGUGCUGUUAUAAGGUCCUCAAAGAGCAAGAAAUCUAUAAUUGAAAUAAAUGAAGAUAAAGUCGGUAGCAACAAGGAAAGCCAUGAUAAAGAUUUAGACGAAGAUGAAUCUAGAAAUGAAGUCAGCGAUCACUUCAAAAAAGAUAAAUCAACGAAUGGGGGUGAAGUGGAUUCAUCAGAUGACGAAAAUGCGAACGAGGAGGAUGACGCAACUGGUAGAAAGUUUAAAUCCCGCAAACAAGACGAAACUGAAUAUGAUGACCCUGAAGAAUUAGAAGAAAUUAAAGAUGCUGAUGAUGAUGAUGAGAUUGGAGUGGGAGAAAAUGAAGAUGAAGAGGAUACAGGCAAAUCGGACACGAUUGACGCUCUUGUCGAGACUGUGUUGAACAAUGAGUUGGUUCAAGAAUAUACUUACGACAAAGAAAAACAUCAGUGGUGCAAGCUCACCUUUAAUCUAAAUAUGAAGUACAAGAAACCAGAUAUUUCUUCUAUAAUUCGAGAAUUGGCCAGUAAAUGUGUGGUGCAUGAAGUACAGAAUAUAAAACGUGCUAUUAUAUAUAAAGGCGACAAUGAUGUUAAUUUGCUCAAAACUGACGGUAUUAACAUUAUCGAAGUAUUCAAAUACAACGAUGUUUUAGAUUUGAAUCGCCUUUAUUCUAAUGAUAUACAUGCGAUUGCAAAAACAUAUGGAAUCGAAGCAGCGGCGCAGGUUAUAAUUAAAGAAGUGACAAAUGUUUUCAAGGUGUACGGAAUUACUGUUGAUAGACGUCAUUUAUCGUUAAUUGCUGAUUAUAUGACUUUUAAUGGCACUUUUCAACCACUCUCACGAAAAGGCAUGGAACAUUCGUCUUCGCCAUUGCAACAAAUGUCAUUUGAAUCUUGUUUACAAUUCUUAAAAAAUGCAGCCGGAAGCGGGCGUAUAGAUGACCUCAGCUCACCAUCAGGUCGUUUAAUUGUUGGGCUGCCCGUGCGAAAUGGGACAGGUGCCUUUGAACUGUUAACUAAAAUUUGUUAAAAUAGAUUAUCAGACAAAAUUAAAAAAAAAAAAUUCGAAAGAAAUAAAACAAAACUUAAUUUCGAUAACUUAUA